ACCGAAGAUGCGUACAAGGCUAACCCUAAAGCUCGAUAUUUAAUUGUUUUCAGAUUUUAGUACUUUGUUUGUACAUUUUUUUAUGGAUUUAUGCAACGAUGUCAGGGACAAGAACAGCAGUAGCAGCAGAAGCAACAGAGGUGCAGUCAUUAUAAGAGCAGACUCACUCAGUGCUACAGGGAGAGAGGAGGUGGCAGCAGUAUUAUGUAUCAGUGUAUCACAGCCAUUAGUUUCUCUAUUCAUUCACAGAAGAAGAUUCUGCAAGUAAUUGACUGAGAAAAUACCCUUAAAAACUACCAGCCCAGCUAGAACAAAAAAAAAAAACCCCUCCUUUUGUCUCUAAAGUCUCUCUAUAAUUAUCAACUUGCGAAUCCUAUUAAUUGGUUCUUUUGGGAAUCAUUUUUCACUCAAAUAUGUUGAAUACAACAAUUUCCAGAAAUAGGUUUCCUUUCACUGCUACUCAGUGGCAAGAGCUUGAACAUCAAGCUCUCAUUUACAAAUACAUGGUCUCUGGUGUCCCUGUCCCGCCAGAACUCCUCUAUUCUGUCAAAAGAAGCUUGGGAUCUUCUUUGGCAUCAAGACUCUUCCCUCACCAACCUAUUGGGUGGGGUUGUUUUCAGGCGGGUUUUGGCAGAAAAGCAGACCCAGAGCCAGGAAGGUGCAGAAGAACGGAUGGAAAAAAAUGGAGGUGCUCAAAGGAAGCAUAUCCAGACUCAAAAUAUUGUGAAAGGCACAUGCACAGAGGCAGAAGCCGUUCAAGAAAGCCUGUGGAACCUACUUCAAGUACUCCUGCAACUGCAACAACAAUUCCUUUAACAUCAAUCAACAGAAACCUCUCUAACCCCACUAUUUCACCCUCCAGCUCCUCUUAUUCUUUCUCUCACCCUUCAUCUGCGGAAUCUGAAGUUUAUGCCCAUCAAAACCCUUCGCAUGGAACCUUCCUUAACCCUUUCCUUUAUCCUCAUUCUUCAUCUACUGGACCUCCCGAUUCUGGUUUUUCACCUCUAAAUAACACACCUCACAACCUGUUAUUGGAGUCUGGAUCUUCUCCUCAAGUUGACAAAGAGCACAGGUAUUAUCAUGGAAUGAGGGAAGAUGUGGAUGAGAGAGCUUUCUUUCCAAAUGGUUUAGGGAGUGCAAGAGGCCUUCAAGAUUCAUAUAACCAAUUGGCAAUGAGUUCCUACAAAGGUUUCUCACUGUCACAGUUUCAAACCUUUGCUGAUACUUCUAAAGAAGAGCAGCAACAACCAGGGCAGCACUGUUUUGUUUUGGGCACUGAUAUUAUCAAGUCAUCAGCAACAAGGUCAAUCAAGUUGGAGAAAGAAACUGAAACCCUGAAGCCAUUGCACCAUUUCUUUGAUGAGUGGGAACCGAAGGACGCAGACUCUUGGCUUGAUCUUGCAUCCAGUUCAAGACCUCGCACUUCUGAUGAUUGAAGUCUCAAUAAUGGAUCUUUGUAAUAUGACGAAAACAGUACUUGUUCGUGGGUCAUCAAUGCCUUUCUUGCCUCAAAUGAUGAAACGGUGCCCGGGGGAAGGGUUUUUUUUUUUUUUGUUCGUUCUGAAGUUGUGGGAUUAAUAAUGUAGGGCCACCAGAGGAUUCCUGUCUUUUGCUUCCUUUGAUCAUUAUUUUGCUCUUUCCCUUGAAAGAAACAUGUUGGGGAUUUGUAGACUUGCUUGUUUGACUGGUAGCAUGUUCAAUAUGCAUGUGCUUUUGGCUCCACAACUGCAGAAU
This is a messenger RNA of Populus euphratica (Euphrates poplar), 1734 nucleotides long. Its product is annotated as growth-regulating factor 5-like. NCBI's taxonomy places the organism in Eukaryota, Viridiplantae, Streptophyta, Magnoliopsida, Malpighiales, Salicaceae. The record is from RefSeq and is a predicted model, not a curated record. Gene Ontology annotation, cellular component: nucleus. The transcript is spliced from 4 exons. Gene Ontology annotation, biological process: regulation of DNA-templated transcription; developmental process; DNA-templated transcription. Gene Ontology annotation, molecular function: ATP binding. Bases 414 to 1436 code for a protein of 340 amino acids.